Molecule: messenger RNA, 3405 nt
Organism: Lucilia sericata (common green bottle fly)
Lineage: Eukaryota; Metazoa; Arthropoda; Insecta; Diptera; Calliphoridae
Gene: mAChR-B
Product: muscarinic acetylcholine receptor gar-2
Exons: 5
Coding region: 253-3291 (1012 amino acids)
Biological process (GO): adenylate cyclase-inhibiting G protein-coupled acetylcholine receptor signaling pathway; G protein-coupled receptor signaling pathway, coupled to cyclic nucleotide second messenger; chemical synaptic transmission
Cellular component (GO): dendrite; synapse; membrane
Molecular function (GO): G protein-coupled acetylcholine receptor activity; G protein-coupled serotonin receptor activity
Source: RefSeq, a predicted model, not a curated record
GAACAUUUUAUGCUUCAUGCAACAGCAACAACAAAAACUAGAACAAUAAUAGCAACUUAGACAGCAUCUGUAGCAGCAGGCACCACAACAACAACAACAGACAUCCCAAAUAACACAAUGGAAUGAUGAAUAAAUGGCAUGUGUUUAUCCCGCACUUCGAAACAUAAUUUUGUUACGACUAAACUAUAUAGUGAUGGAUAUGUUGGAAAUAUUUGAAAACCUUAACAGAUAAAUAAGAAAAUAUUACACAAAAUGAUGAACAGCCAGUUGGGCAAUGGUGAACAUGAAGUGGAGGAAUAUGAGGUGGACUCAAUAGAGAUCAACAAUCGUUCAGAUCCCAUUUACUCUAUCAAACCGGAUUUCAUAACACAAUGGCGCUUGAAAAAGGAACGUGAAAAUCUUUGUAAAUCCAUUUACAAUCGUUUUGUGGAGCAUAAUGAGUGCAAACGUCUAUUGCAAGCCUUUAUUGGUGAUAAUGAUGAACUGGAAUUGUGGAGUAAACAGGAUAUUAAACAAUUGGUGGCCUAUAUUAAUGAAAGCACAAAUGGCACUACAAUUGAGGGUAAUGCCUCGAGUGAGGUGGAAGGUCCUGCCUUGGUAUUGCCACCCUUCGAACUGUGGCAAACCAUAGCGAUAGCAGUGUGUUUGGCUAUUUGUAUCAUUUUGACAGUGGGUGGCAAUAUUUUAGUGCUGCUGGCCUUCAUAGUGGAUCGUAAUAUACGACAACCCAGUAAUUAUUUUAUAGCUUCCUUAGCUGCCACGGAUAUGCUGAUAGGUACCGUUUCCAUGCCUUUUUAUACGGUCUAUGUAUUAAUGGGCUACUGGGAUUUGGGUCCUUUGUUAUGUGAUCUCUGGCUUUCGGUGGACUAUACUGUGUGUUUGGUUUCACAAUAUACGGUGCUGCUGAUAACCAUAGAUCGUUACUGUUCGGUAAAGAUAGCCGCCAAAUAUAGAAGUUGGCGCACCAAACGGCGCGUCAUAUACAUGGUGACAAUAACUUGGAUAAUACCAGCCUUAUUAUUUUUCAUAUCCAUUUUUGGUUGGGAACACUUCACCGGUAAACGUGACUUGUUGCCCGGUCAAUGUGCUGUACAGUUUCUUAAGGAUCCUGUAUUUAAUACAGCCCUUAUCAUAGGUUACUAUUGGACUACACUGAUAGUUUUAUUUGUGCUCUAUGGUGGCAUUUAUAAAACAGCCUAUGAAAUGCAGAAACGUAGCGAAGCUAAACAGCGUAAAAUGCAAUCUAUGGUGGCUUUAAGUGCAGGAGCCAUGUCCGGUAUGGCAGGUCAUGCCGCUGGUAUAGGUGUUAUAGAGGAGAAGAUACUCAAAACCAAGGUGGAAAUGGCCGGUGGACAAAAUUCAGAAGCCGCUGAAAUGGUUAAACGUUACAGCGGUUCGGGACAAUCGAAUCCUUUGGCCCAGGCGGCUGAAAUCAUUAAUGGCGCUUUAGUGGAGGCAGUCAAUGAACAACGACGUAUAUCCGAUGCCAAAGGAAAAACAGACUCAAAACCUGAUUCGGGAGAAGUAGAGAAGAGUGAGCGUUCCAGCAGUCCAGCUUUUGAUUCUGAUGAAGAAUCCUCCGUCAAUCAGGUGCAGCAGUUUAUGAAUCAACAAAAAUUGGCCAAUUUGCGCAAACGUUCUUCCAUUGGCUUGGUGUUCGGAGCCCAGGCAGCUUUAAUAGCCACCCGUAGUAAAGGUUUGUGUACUCCCACCUCCAAAUCCAGUGAAGCCAUGCCUUUGUCUUCUGGAGCAAAUUCUCCCAACCAAAGCCAUAAACUAGAAAGAGCACAAAGCAAAGAGGAAAUUAGUCGCCAUUCAAUGGCGGAGAAAACUAAGAGAACCUCUUGUGCUACACUCUCCCAAAUCGUUGAAACCGAACGCAAACCCAGUAUAGUAGCAACUACUGUACAACCUGAAGACAAUUCACCCCUAUCUCCUGUCGAUUUGGCUCCCAUUGAUGUACCCCGUGAACAAGUACAGCAUAGUCUGGUACAGGCUAUAUUACCUCCUCCAGAACAAUUCCAAUGUGCUUCUUUGUUUUCCGAAUGCUCGGAAAAUCCCUUCGGAGAUCGCAGUAGCAACAGUGAACUCCAACUUACCUACGACAUGAUGACAAAUAAUUCCGAAAUACGUUAUAUGGAUGAAAGUUCCAUAGUCUUACCUUCACCCACAGCAAAUGAUGGCAGUCAGAGCAGCUCCUAUCAACUCCCCAAACAGCCACCAUUGAAAAAAAUCACAAGUGCCGGCUCUCCUUUGCGUGCCAAUCAAAUUGCCAGUAGUCCUACACUGCUAUCGCAGGCUUUGCAAAAAGCCCAACAGCAGCAACAACUAGAACAGCAAAAAUCACAACCUCCCUCGGAACCACCACCAACACUACCACCAUGUUCCAAUAAUAACAAUAAUGCACAAGGUGAUUCCCUAACCCUUAUAUCCACCGAAAUCUAUUUUGCUCCCAGUUUUGAAAAUCCCCCACAAGAUGUUGAAAUUGAAAAACAAUUACUCGUUUCCUAUACAGGUUUGGAAGACUUUGAGAAGAUACGACGCGAAAGCUGCAUAGAUCUCAUGAUACUACCACAUACAGCCAAACUGUUGGAGGAAGAGACACAGGUAAGGCGUAGCUCCAGCCCACCCACGGCCGGUAUUAUGCCCAGCAAUGGUAAUGCCAAGCAAACUACAACUGCCAUUAAAACGGAAACGGCGACACCUACUACCAACACCACUCAUACGACUGGUGUUAACAAAAGUCUUGAUAAAAUUGAGGAACGAGAGACCUCCGAUACUACCAACAAAAUUGCCUCCACCUCGGGUACUACUAGCUCGGCAUCGACCGGUUUACAAAACACUUCGGCGGGGCCAAAACAACAGUCAGGCUCGGUAAAGUCACAAAAGAAGUCAACGACGACGUCAACGGCUAACACCAAUCGCAGUUCCAGCAAAAGAGCCUUCAUCCAUUCCAUAGGCAAACACUUUAAAAGUAAAAAAGCCACCAUACCCCUGGUCAUCGGAGUGGGUAGACAAAAAUCCAAAUCCGAAAAUCGAGCAAGAAAAGCAUUUCGUACUAUUUCCUUUAUAUUGGGUUGUUUUGUGGCCUGUUGGACACCCUAUCAUGUCCUGGCCUUGGUUGAGGGUUUCUGCCGUAACCCGCCCUGUACCAAUGAGCAUUUGUAUAUGUUCUCCUACUUCCUAUGCUAUGCCAAUAGUCCCAUGAAUCCCUUCUGUUAUGCUUUAGCCAAUCAACAAUUUAAAAAGACAUUUACAAGGAUACUUAAGGGCGAUUGGCAUAUGACUUAAUUGAUGAUAAUAAUAUUAAUAAAUUAAUGAAGAUAAAAUACACUGGCACUCAUAUACACCCACACAUACAGUGUGGAACAAAACUAAUUGAACUGAAGUUUUUUUUACAUUUAA